GUAUAUGCGUUUUUUUUCUAAAACCGUACUACAGUCAUGAUGGUUCUUGAUGUACCAUUUGUCACGUUCUCAGCUUGAAAGAUUCCCACGGUGGAUCGAUCCUUUGUUUACUCCUCAAGAUAGAUUCCUUUACGCAGUGGUACUGGCACUUCCUUGUCAAAUAUUAUGAUCAAUGUUCAACCGAUAAAUAAAAUCCAAAAGUCAUUGCACAAAUUACCUAUUUCAACUAGACGCGUCAGUGGCAUUCCCACUUUUGGUGUUCUUUGGGAAGAAGCACAUAUGUUGACUCAUUCUCCUUUCAUUCUCUACUCGAUUUACAUUCUUGUUGUCAACUUCAAGAUAAUAUUGAUAUGGGUUGCUGUGAAUUCAAUUCUAUCAAGUUUUUCUUUGGUCAUUGAAAAAUAUCUUGAUCAAGUUGGUAACAAAUCAAGAAAUGAAGUAGCUCAACCUAUACGACCUCCGUUGGAUCCUUUUGUGAUGAUUGAUUGUGAUGCUGUUGGACCGGUGAUUCCCUCAAAACAAGUGCAGUACUCUAUCUCUUUAUUAUCGUUAUAUUACAAAAUUCCAAUAAAAUCAACUUUUUACAACUCUAGCUUUCGUGUGCCUGUGAAUGAGGAAUGUAGUUUAUUGAAUACUAUUUCGAUGGUUGUUAUGAAAAUCUGUGUAUAUGUGUACGUGCUUGGUACGUUUGAUUCUGUACCAUUAAUGUCAACGACAAACAGUACAGAUAAUAUAAACAGUAACUAA
Molecule: messenger RNA, 747 nt
Organism: Halteromyces radiatus
Lineage: Eukaryota; Fungi; Mucoromycota; Mucoromycetes; Mucorales; Cunninghamellaceae
Exons: 7
Coding region: 166-747 (193 amino acids)
Source: RefSeq, a predicted model, not a curated record